Molecule: messenger RNA, 2844 nt
Organism: Marmota monax (woodchuck)
Lineage: Eukaryota; Metazoa; Chordata; Mammalia; Rodentia; Sciuridae
Product: patched domain-containing protein 3
Exons: 5
Coding region: 1-2844 (947 amino acids)
Cellular component (GO): membrane
Source: RefSeq, a predicted model, not a curated record
AUGAGUCUUAGUUCCUCUAAGGUUGCGCCACUGACGGAAAUUGAGACUCAGGUGGGGCCCGAGCCAGAGGAGCCGGUCAACCCAGAGCCCCCACCGGAGCCUGCGAAGGAGGGGCAGUCGGAGGGCAAGUUCACGGAGCGGUCGGAGAUCGGGAUUGGACCCGACUCCCCGGAGUUGCCCAGGCCCCAGCGGCCGCUGCUCGACGCCUCGAAGCUGCUGGCCCAUGAGGGUCGGGAGUCACAACCGAACUGGGCUUCAGGGCAGAGCGCAGAGCGGCUACCGCCCUUGAGGCAGGAAUCCAAGCAGCUCCAGCCCCAGCCGCCGCCAACUCGUUGCCACACCAACUGCCUGGAGAAGCCGCUCUCCCGCGCCUUCCAACGGCUGGGAUGGUGUGUGGGUUCACACCCCUGGGUCUUCCUGCUGGUCCCCAUCCUGCUGACGGCUGCACUUGGCAUCGGCUUCAUUUACCUGCCCAAGGAGGAGGAAGAAAACCUCGAGGAGCAGUACACUCCGAUCGGGAGCCCUGCCAAGGCCGAGCGGCGAUUUGUGCAGGCACAUUUCACCACCAAUGACUCAUAUCGCUUCUCCUCUACCAGGAGCAGCAGCGAGACCAACUUCGCUUCCAUUCUGGUGGUCUCCAACACCGAAACACUGCUGGAAUCAGAGAUCUUUGAGGAAGUUAGUAAAUUAGACCAAGCAGUGCAGACUCUGAGUGUGAGAAAGGAAAAUGGAGCCCCGAUCCACUACAGAGAGGUGUGUGCCAAGUACAGGACCUUCUGUGUGCCCUCCAACCCACUCCUGUACGUCUGGCAGAGGAACAAAUCCCUCGACCUGAAAACAUUCACCUUCCCCAUGCAUAACUUUAAGAACCACUUCAUCUACCUGGCUGGCUUCUUUGGUGGAAAUACCUUGGGCGAUGCCGUAGGACAGAACCACUUACUUCUGGAAACCAAAGCCAUGAGGCUCUUGUACUAUCUGAAGACCGAAGUCAAGGAGGACAGUGAGCAGAGCAAGGACUGGCUGGUUCAUUUUCAGGACGAAUUUUACAACCUUAAGGAGAAGCUGGCCUUUAAAAAUAUCCAGGUGGUCCACUUUACAUCACUUUCCAGACAACUGGAAUUUGAGGCAACUUCUAUGACAGUGGUCCCUUUGUUUCACUUGGCCUACCUUCUAAUCAUAAUAUUCGCAAUUAUAUCAUGCUACAGGUUUGACUGUGUACGAAACAAAAUGUGGGUUGCAAUCUUUGGAGUGGUGUCUGCUGCCUUUGCAGUGGUGAGCGGCUUUGGCCUGAUGUUGUACAUUGGGGUGCCAUUUGUGAUCAUAGUUGCAAAUUCACCAUUUCUUAUUCUAGGUGUUGGGGUUGAUGAUAUGUUUAUCAUGAUUUCUGCCUGGCAGAAGACCAGUCUUAUGGAUAGCAUAAAAGAGCGGAUGGCCAGUGUCUAUGGAAAGGUGGCAGUGUCCAUUACAAUCACCACCAUCACCAAUGUCCUGGCCUUCUAUACAGGGAUUAUGAGUUCUUUCAGGUCCGUACAAUACUUUUGCAUCUAUACAGGAACAACCCUGCUCUUUUGUUAUUUUUAUAACAUCACCUGUUUUGGAGCAUUUAUGGCCCUGGAUGGUAAAAGAGAAAUACUCUGCCUACGCUGGUUGAAAAAGCCAGAUCAGAAAUAUUCCUCAUUAAAAAAGGCCUGCUGUCUCCCAUUUUCUUCUGUCCCAGAUGAACAAGGAACUGAUAUCCAUCCAAUGAAUUUGUUCUUUAGAGACUAUUUUGGUCCUAUACUCACAAGAACCAUGUCCAAGUUUUUUGUGGUGGUGAUAUACAUUUUGUACAUCAUAAGCAGCAUAUAUGGGUGUUUCCAAGUGCAGGAAGGUUUAGACCUCCGAAAUCUAGCAAGUGAUGAUUCCUACAUUACACCAUAUUUUAAUGUAGAGGAAGAUUAUUUUUCGGAUUAUGGUCCCAGGGUUAUGAUUAUUAUUACUGAAAGUAUUAACUACUGGGAUGAAGAUGUAAGGGAAAAAUUGGAAAAAUGUAUAGAAAAUUUUAAAGAAAAUGACUAUGUAGAUAGAAAUCUUACAGAGUUUUGGUUACACACAUAUAUGGAUUAUAUGAAAAGAAAUGGACAGGAGCCUAAUGAUAAGGAUACUUUUAUGAAUAGUAUGUCUCAAUUUUUACGUAAAUUUCCAGUUUUUACAUAUGAUAUUAAUAUUACAUCAAAUGAAAUCAUUUCCUCCCGGGCCUUCAUUCAGACUAUGGGUGUUUCUUCCUCAACCAAUAAGAAAAUAAUGUUACUCCAAUUACGAGAAACAGCCGAAAAGUGUGAGAUUCCUCUAAUGGUGUAUAACCAGGCGUUCAUAUAUUUUGAUCAGUAUGCUGCAAUCAUAGAAAACACUGUGCGGAAUAUCAUGGUUGCGUCGACAGCUAUGUUCAUUGUUUCUUUAUUGUUAAUUCCUCAUCCAAUGUGUUCCUUGUGGGUAACUUUUGCUAUUGCUUCUGUGAUUGUGGGCGUAACAGGUUUCAUGGCAUUUUGGAAUAUCAAUCUUGAUUCCAUAUCCAUGAUUAAUCUUGUCAUUUGUAUAGGAUUUUCUUUUGAUUUUUCUGCACACAUAUCUUAUGCAUUUGUUUCCAGUACUAAGACUUCAGUAAACCAAAAAUCAAUUGAGGCAUUAUAUCUGCUAGGCUAUCCAGUGUUACAAAGUGCAAUUUCAACAAUAAUAGGAGUGUGUGUUUUAGCUACAGCUAAAGCAUACAUCUUCAGGACAUUUUUCAAGAUUAUGUUUCUUGUUAUGGUAUUUGGGGCUGCUCAUGGCCUAAUUUUUAUUCCAGUCUUCUUAACCUUUUUUUGA